This is a messenger RNA of Anopheles coluzzii, 3145 nucleotides long. RefSeq names its product sodium-dependent nutrient amino acid transporter 1-like. The transcript is spliced from 7 exons. NCBI's taxonomy places the organism in Eukaryota, Metazoa, Arthropoda, Insecta, Diptera, Culicidae. Gene Ontology annotation, molecular function: L-amino acid transmembrane transporter activity. The coding region runs from base 983 to 2863 and encodes 626 amino acids. Gene Ontology annotation, cellular component: membrane. Gene Ontology annotation, biological process: sodium ion transmembrane transport. The record is from RefSeq and is a predicted model, not a curated record.
AAACACAAGUAACGUGGCAAAACAAGUGCACGGUGCAUUGAAAAAAAAGGGUCCUAUCUUAAUGUCCGAUACUGUACCGGAGAGCUAAUUUGCAAGCGAUUCUUUAUCUCGAGUUAUGAGUUCCGAGCAUAUGAGGUAAGAUAGGCAACGUUUAUAGAGACAUCAACAUACUAGCCGUUAGCAGUCAUCUCGUUUGGUCUAGUUUUUGGUGCAAAAGAGUUUCUUUACUGGCGGUGGUGGUAGUUGUAAGUGGGGUUGGCUAUUAAUAUGAAACUAAUAACUUUUCCUUCUUGCGGGGCGAGCAAGUAGAAACAGUUUUCUAGUCGUGGUAGGUGCCAACUUUCCAAGUGCAAAAAAAGGAAGAAGAUUUCUGUAGCAAAACAAGACAAAUCCAAUAGAAAGUACGGAUCAGAGAAGGGGGGAGCCAAACCCUCUCGCUGCUUCCUCCCCAUCGAUAUCAAACGAACGGUACAGAUGUAAGCGAAAGGGUUGUGUGGGUAUGUGUGGUGCAUGGGGUUAUAACUUACCGGUUAUUCGCUUUUGGGAAUAUCCCAGCGGCCCCAGGCGGCCGGCAAGCAUUCGGGUUUUACGGGCUGGAAAUACUACUUUUUGCACUGCACACACACACACACUCACACACCGUUACAGCAUCAAUAGACGCUUCUGUUGGCACGCGAGCGUCUUGUUCGAUUAGUGUGUUUACAUACACACAAUCAAAACGUGUUCAUUCACAACGCGCACAACGUGAGUUAAAUGUGUCGCACACCGAGUGCAGCACCGUCAAAUGCACUUGGCUCGCGAUCGAGACAGCAUCUCAUCUCGCUGGGGGCUCACGAACUGCAGCGCGAUAGUAAAAAAAGGAACCAAAACAAAACCUAAGUGACACACAGUGACAGUGAGUAAGCGCAUAGUGUGUGGGUGUGUUGUGUUUGUUGUGUUUGCGCUUCGGUGACAGUUUGACAGUUUAGCUCCAGCUGAUCGGAUGGAGAACCUUGGAUAUGCGGGCGGACAGGUGGAGCCGGGGGAGAAAGGCACACAGGCUGCUGAUAGUCGAUCGGUUGCUUCGCCGAUGAAUUCCAGCAUCACGCUGCAGACGAUCAGUGACGACACGAAAACCACGACCUCGACGCGUGAUAAAUGGGGCCGGGACAUUGAGUUUAUGCUGUCCUGCAUCGCGUACUCGGUCGGGUUCGGCAACAUCUGGAAGUUCCCGUACACGGCACUGAAGCACGGCGGCGGCGCAUUUCUGCUGCCGUACCUGAUCGUGCUGUUCAUAGUGGGCCGACCGAUCUACUACCUGGAGAUGAUACUGGGCCAAUUCUCGAGCAGGGGGUGUGUGAAGCUGUACGAUCUGGCACCGGCUAUGCGAGGCAUUGGAGUGGCGCAAACGAUUGCAAUGUUCGUGGUGAUGACGUACUACGCGCCGGUGCUGGCCAUCACGUUCCGGUACUUUGUCGCAUCGUUCAGCAGCACUCUGCCGUGGAGCGAGUGCAACCCUGGCUGGGCAAACUGUGUCAAUUCCUCGUUCGUGGGACGGCUGGAGCCCACCAACGGCACAGCCGUUGGACUGCAAUCAUCCGCCGAGCUGUACUUCCUCAAGGAAGUGAUCCACAAAGCACCCUCCCUUGAAGAUGGACUAGGCAUGCCUGACUGGAAGCUGGCACUGUGCCUGCUGUUCGCGUGGAUCGUCGUCGCUACCAUCCUGAUCCGGGGUGCAAAAAGUACCGGCAAAGCGUCCUACUUUCUGGCCAUCUUUCCGUACGUGAUCAUCAUCAUACUGCUACUGCAAACGCUCAUGCUCGACGGGGCGAUGCAGGGCAUCCUGUACUUCAUCACACCGCAGUGGGACAAGCUGCUGAGCAUCGAGGUUUGGUACGAAGCCGUUACGCAGUGCUUCUUUUCGCUCUCGGUCUGUUACGGUGGCAUCAUCGCGUACUCGUCCUUCAACAACUUCAGCAACAAUGUGCACCGUGACGCCGUCAUUAUUUCCUGGCUCGACACCUUCACCUCGAUCGUGGCCGGCUGCAUCGUGUUCGGGGUGAUCGGCAAUUUGGCGUACGUUAGUGGGCAGCCCGACAUCCAGAAGCUGGCGCGGGACGGUGCUGGCCUCACCUUCAUGACGUACCCGGACGCGAUCGCCAAGUUCCAGUUUUUGCCGCAGCUGUUUGCCGCCCUGUUCUUCCUGAUGCUGUUCAUCGUGGGCGUCGGCAGCAAUCUGGGCGUAACGACCAGCAUCAUUACGGCGAUCCGGGACCAGCGGCCCCAGCUGCGCCACUGGCAGGUGGUCCUGGGGACCGUCACCGUGGGGUACUUCUUCGGGCUGCUCUACCUAACGCCCGGUGGGUUCGAUUUCCUGGACGUGAUCGAUUACUACGGUGCCAAGUACGUGACGCUCACGUUUGCCGUGCUGGAGCUCGCUACCGUUGCGUGGAUUUACGGCGUGGAUCGGAUCUGUCGCGACAUCCGGUUUAUGCUGGGCAUCGAGACAUCGUUCUACUGGCGCGUCUGCUGGGGACUGAUUGCACCGGCCGCCACGCUGCUCAUUCUUAUCUUCAGCUUUGCCGACUUUGAGCUGCAAAAAGUCCCGAUGGGCUACAACGUUUUAGGGCUGUUUAUCUACGCAAUUGCGGUGCUACAACUGCCUGGUUGGUACUGCUACGCGGUUUGGAGGCGGCGCAGCAAGCAGACGGAAUCAUUGCGCAAGGCGGCACACAAUGCGCUCAAGCCGAUGGAUAUUUGGGGACCGGAAAGUGAUACCGUGCGGAUGCAGUACCAGACCGAGGAGGAGCAGUACCAAAACAGCCAACCGCUCGAGCGCAGCACUGUGCAGCGAAUCAAGAAGCGAAUGUUUAACAUGGGAUGAGCGAAAGUGAGACUGUGCCAGAAUUGGAAUCCUGGCAUGAAGUCUAGGGACAAGUGAUGAUGAUAGGCCCUUAUUAUUGAACUGCUCUCGAAACCCUCUAACGAGCGUUAUGUUUUCUCGACCGACGAAGCGUUAUCAAUAAGGUUAGCAGUUAGUAUCAACACUCUAGAAUUUGUUGUGUUCACACUUAAUGUAACGUAAGUAGCGCGUGAUAGAAAUAUUUUUUAUGUCCAGUUUCCUUAAAAUGUAAAUAAAUUGUUACCAAAGUUUUUACGAAACACA